Messenger RNA from Fulvia fulva, 816 nucleotides. RefSeq lists its product as uncharacterized. Lineage: Eukaryota; Fungi; Ascomycota; Dothideomycetes; Mycosphaerellales; Mycosphaerellaceae. The record is from RefSeq and is a predicted model, not a curated record. Bases 1 to 816 code for a protein of 271 amino acids. The transcript has a single exon.
AUGGCAGACCUUGUCGACCCGUGCAUCAAGGAGUCCGCCCUCGUGGUCGUACACGUCGGCGAGAGAAAGAAGGACUUCGAAACCAUACAGCGAGGACACCUGCUCAGUCGUACCAACAUCUUCAGCAAGCAGCCAGUGGCGAGUCCGGAUGACGACACAGCCGCAAUAAUCAGAAUUCUGGAUACGACAGCUGAUGACCUUUGGUAUCUAGUCAUUUAUGCUGGCUAUCUCCGCAGAGGCUCAAGCACGAUCCAGUUUCCUGUCAACAGCGAAGGCCAUGCAAAGGACGAAGCGUGCUAUCACGUUCUCGUCGAACUCUGUAUUUUCGGUGGCAAAAUCCAGGACGAGAGCUUCCAGGACGAUGUUAUAGAUGCAAUACUGGCGAAAUACAGUGAAGGUGUGGCAGCGGUAGAGCCUCUGGAGCCAGACACCAUCGAGGAAGUCUACAAUCAGACAAUGCAGGGCUCGCCGCUCAGACGCCUAGCCGUCGAUAUGCAUCUGUGGGUACAAUUUGAACGGCGAUACAUCGAGAAUGACUUCGAAAUGUGCCCCAAGCGCUUCCAGCAAGAUUUCAUCAUGGCAGUGCUAGAUCGACUCCCGAACCGCGAGUUAUGGCUCGUACAAGCACUGAUAGGAGGUCUCAGAGGCAAUGAUGCAUCUCAUCACCUCACCAAGAUGCUGAACAACAUCCCUCCGCUGCCACGUGGUACCGUCAUACCCGUCACUGUUAGCUGCUGCGACUACCAUUUGCAUGCUCAGGGUGCCAUUUGUGGCAACAAGAAACGGAAGAGGGAGGCUGAAGAAGCUACUGGCUGA